Molecule: messenger RNA, 1164 nt
Organism: Ipomoea triloba (trilobed morning glory)
Lineage: Eukaryota; Viridiplantae; Streptophyta; Magnoliopsida; Solanales; Convolvulaceae
Exons: 4
Coding region: 1-1164 (387 amino acids)
Molecular function (GO): zinc ion binding; nucleic acid binding
Source: RefSeq, a predicted model, not a curated record
AUGCCGCCGAGACGAAAUGUGCCUGCGGGUAGCGACAAUAACCUCUCUGCGGUAGAUCGAAUGGUUCAGGCCAUGGAGAGAAUGGCCGAGUUGAUGCUAGCUCAACAAGGUCAAAACCAAAACCAGAGGCAGCCGAGAGUGGAUUAUGCUAAGGCGAUAGCCAGCCGCCAGCCACCGUACUACACGGGUGAAGAAGACCCGGAGGUCUACGACAAGAAUAAAAGGAAGGUUGAUGAUGGCCCGGGGAAGUUCAGGCCGGACAACAAGAAACCUGACCAGGGAAGAUUUAAUCCAAUGCAAGGAGAAAGGAAGGGAGGAAUGAAUCAGAGGAGAAACUCAACUUGCCGGAGAUGUGGACGGGAUCACCUCGGAGAGAAUUGCCAAGGGGAGAAGAUUAGGUGCUUCAAGUGCGGUUUCUUGGGGCACAAGUAUUACGAGUGCCGAACCAAGAUGGAUAAUUUUCGGGAUCCCUCUCAAGGAAACAAUCAGAAAGGAGGAUUCGGUGGGAAUGCCGGCCAGAAGCCCGUGGAGAUAAGAAAUGGAGGAGGGAAUGCCGGCCAGAAGCCCGUGGAGAUAAGAAAUGGAGGAGGCAACUUUCAACAAGGAAACUGGGGGAGAUUGAAGCUAUGGUCUACCGUUAGGUUAGAUCUAAAUGUCAAAACCGCUUUAAGAAUAGUAGUGACCCGUAGAGAGAGUUAUGACAACGUUGCAAUAGAAAUAGCGGGAUCUGGCUGUCCCGAAAACCUCGUUCGUUUUGAACUUGAGGGCAUCGAUGUAGUGCGUGGGAUGGAUUGGUUAGAUAAGUAUAAAGCCCGGAUAGCGUGUAAUGAGCGAAAGAAAUUGAGAAAGUACGCUCACCAGGGAUGCGUAGUGUAUCUCUGUUUGGUGCAAGAUGCCGAAAUAGAAGAACCUGAGAUUAAUCGAAUCCCAGUUAUACGCGAAUUCCUGACGUAUUUCCCUGACGACCUCACGAAAAUGCCGCCGGAAAGAGAAGUAGAGUUCACCACCGAUCUCGUACCGAGAAACUCACCCAUCUCGAAAGCACCUUAUCGAAUGCCACCCAGAGAGAUGGAGGGGCGGAAGGCGCAAUCGGCAGAACGGUUGGAGAAAGAAUUCAUCAGACCAAGUGUAUCACCUUGGGGGCGCGCCAGUACUGUUCGUUAA